Messenger RNA from Pararge aegeria (speckled wood butterfly), 796 nucleotides. RefSeq lists its product as uncharacterized. The transcript is spliced from 2 exons. NCBI's taxonomy places the organism in Eukaryota, Metazoa, Arthropoda, Insecta, Lepidoptera, Nymphalidae. The record is from RefSeq and is a predicted model, not a curated record. Bases 64 to 795 code for a protein of 243 amino acids. Gene Ontology annotation, cellular component: transcription regulator complex; nucleus. Gene Ontology annotation, biological process: regulation of transcription by RNA polymerase II. Gene Ontology annotation, molecular function: DNA binding.
CACACAGCCCGCCGGUCGCCAUUAAAGCAAUCGCACUAACUAAAACGUAAAAAAUUGUACACUAUGGAGAAUGGCCUGGAGAAUUUCGACACGGAAAGGUUUAUUGAGGAAAUAAAAAACAGACCGCCGAUAUGGGACACUAAUUCGGACGGAUACUCGAAUCGUGAAUUGAAAAAGCAAUCCUGGGCUGAAGUUAUUCGGAUAUUUGGCGGAGAGGACCUGUCACCGACCAAGCGGAGAUUUAUGCAAAUCACAUUGCAAAGAAAAUGGAAAGGUAUUCGCGGUUGCUUCACCCGGGAACUGAGAAGACAAGGAAACGUAAAAGCCGGUAUUGAUCCCGGAGUAAGAAAAUCUGAAUACACACAUUUCCAACAAAUGCAAUUCUUGCGUAACGUGGUCACAAGGCGGCCGGGAAAUAACGAACAUUUAUAUUAUGAAGAACCGACAACUCCUCCAGCGAUUAUCAAGCAGGAAAAUUCUAAUGAUGGUGACAAUAGUUCUAGUAAGCUCGAUGAUGACGAUCAUGAAGAUUAUUGUCAACUGGAAGACGCUCAAAGUGAUUUUAGUAAACUAGAGGAAAUAAACGUAGAAUUCGAUAGAACUGAUCCGCUUAGGGACGUUGAACGUCUUAAAGCAAAGAAACCAAGAUACGAUAGCAUGACCGAUGAUGAUGAUUUAUUGUUCCUAUUAUCGAUGUUGAAAACUUUGAAAAGGGUACCUGUUAAAAAGAAAAUGGCAACCAAAAUGAACAUCAUGGCUGUACUGGAUGAAGCUACGAAAGAUGUUGAAGUUUAAA